GGCGGUUUCAGUCCGCUCAGGCUUCAUAGGUUUUAUGUACUUGUCACGUAACCGUGGCUAUAAAGCUGAAUAGCUGAUAGCCGGUUAUAUAACUUGUCGAUUAUUUGAGUUGUUGGGGUAGGGAGAGGGUGAAGAGGAAAAAUGAUGGAUCCUCACCAUGUCUCUGUGAGUGUAUUUGUCAUCUUCUGUUAAAUUUUGGAACAAGCAAACUCAAAUUUGGAUAAAUGGAACUAUAAAAGCAAAGAAAAAAAAGCAAAGAGAAAAGCAAAGGCUAAUGUUUGUUAUAGGCUUAUAGCUUUGUCUCUGUGUCCCAACUUGUAUAGUGUCUUCGGUUUUUGUUCAACAGUUUUCAUCUUUUAUGCUUUUGAAUUCUCACGGGCUUUUCUUAUAUGGGGUCAACGUAUGCUUGGGAAACUCUUUGUAACGCAUCUUAUUCGUCGGCUACUCAUAAAUUAUCUCCUCAGCGUAUGGGUUUGGAAAUUCAAGCAAUCUUGGAGCCGGAAACUUCCCUCUUAACCAACAACAACAACAACAACAACAGGGAGCUCCUUCUGGGGCAACACUUAGUUAUGAAGACAUCAUGAGUCUACAAUACAAACAUAAUCUCUUGUCACUUCAGCAACAACAACAACAACAGCAGAAUGAUAAUUCGCCUCUAUGGGUUCAUGGACCUGGUUCUCAAACAAUGUCUGGUGUCCAGAGCAAUGCUUACUACAACCUUCAAGCACAACAGCAAGCUCAGCAGCUCCGACAAACUCAGCAACAAGCGCAACAGCAAUAUGGAUCGCUUGGCUACCCAAACUACUAUCAGUCACAAACCGGAAUGUCAAUGGAGCACCAACAGCAAAACCCAAGGGAAGGUCAGCCUUCAAAGCAAGCUCAGCAGCAGCACCUUUGGCAAAACACUUAAUAGGCGGUUUCAUUCCCCUCAGGCCUAUAGAAGUUUUGUGUACUUGUCACGUAGCCGUGGCUUUAAAGCUGAGAGCUAGUUAUAUAGGUUAUCGGUUAUUUGAGUUGUUGGGUAGGGAGGGUGGAGAAAAAAAAGGACGGAUCUUCACCAUGUCACUGUGAGUGUAAUUGUCAUCUCCUGUUAAGCUUUGGAACAAGCAAACUCAAAUUUUGAUCAAUGCAACUAAAAAAACCAAAGGAAAAAAGCAAAGGCUCAUGUCUGUUAUAGGCUUAUAGCUUUCUCUCUCUGUGUUCCAACUUGUAUAGGAUCUUCGGCUUUUGUUCACCAGUUUCAUCUUUUAUGCUUUUGAAUU
Molecule: messenger RNA, 1262 nt
Organism: Raphanus sativus (radish)
Lineage: Eukaryota; Viridiplantae; Streptophyta; Magnoliopsida; Brassicales; Brassicaceae
Product: transcription factor RBF1-like
Exons: 2
Coding region: 581-910 (109 amino acids)
Source: RefSeq, a predicted model, not a curated record